Molecule: messenger RNA, 906 nt
Organism: Exserohilum turcica Et28A
Lineage: Eukaryota; Fungi; Ascomycota; Dothideomycetes; Pleosporales; Pleosporaceae
Exons: 1
Coding region: 1-906 (301 amino acids)
Source: RefSeq, a predicted model, not a curated record
AUGCCUCAGAAGAUACCGGAAAGCGAUAGCGAUGAAGCGAUACCAAACGUUAGUGGACCGGCUACAGUAGCAGCGUAUCGCUCCUUGUUUCCUCAUCGAAAUGUGUUACUACACACAUUUGUUACUGGUAGCUCCAAUGUGCUUGUAGUAUGUCCCCAGAAAUAUGGCCCAGUUGCAAAAGCAUUGGAAGAUAUCAUUCGGCAUCAUAGUAUUGGCUUUGGAGGCAGCUUGUUAACCAUCCACCACGAACCAUUAACAAUUCCGACCGCUGCCACAAUUCGUGAGAAGCUUGGUCCGGGACACGGGAUUCUCGCCCUUGACGUUUUACUUGUCUUCGGUUACGAGAGCACCCAGAUUGGCAUACCUGAUACGAAGAUCAAGCUAUGGAUAGACGGACUCGCGGAUCUAGUUCGAUCGGAAUACAGCUGGGAGCCAGGACAGAGAUUUCUUCCCAAAAUUGAGCGCAAUAGAGGUGUCCUUCUUGUACAAGUCGCAUCUCUGGCCCAUGAAUGCUGGCAACAUACCGCAAAGCGAUAUCAUGAUCUUGUGCAUGGCAUGGGCCUUCGCCUGGAUGCUGUUAACUCGCUACAUUACUCAAAUCAGUUUGACAUUGCUAUGACAAUAUCACGUCACAAAGCCUUGGCUCGAAAUUUAGCCAAUAUACCAAACGGGGACCACGAGCGACUUGUCGGCUAUCUCAGAACGCACACAAAAACCCUAAAGAUGUCGGUUGCAGGUCUCGAGAAGAGCUUAAUUGAGAAUGGAGACACAAUGCUUGGACUCUUUAUCCCCGAUGGGAGCGCAAGUGGUGAGCAAAAUUGGUGGGAUCUCAGUGAGCCAGCACGGCAGAAGAACCAAAAAAGGGAAAGGGGAAGAAGAAAUAAUAUGGAUAAAAGUUCAUACUGA